This is a messenger RNA of Ilex paraguariensis (yerba mate), 384 nucleotides long. The record is from the annotation of a GenBank genome assembly. Lineage: Eukaryota; Viridiplantae; Streptophyta; Magnoliopsida; Aquifoliales; Aquifoliaceae.
AUGGGAUCAAGAUUAAUGCUUUAUUCUAGGCAAAUGCAUGUUCACACUAGUGGUAUCACCCUUAGAUUACUGAAGACUUUAGCCUUUUUAUUUGGAGCUGUAUCCAAGUAUUUGUCCCUUUUUUUCCAUAUAAAGGCAAAUACUACAGUUUUUGUAUUGGAGGAGGAGGAUGAGUUUCAAACCCAGGUCUUGAGCCCGGUAAGGGUGUUGCCUUGCUGGUUUUUUGAUAAUUUAGAAAUUUCACUGGUUUCUAUGUGCUUGAGCAUGCACACAAACAAUGGAAAAAUUAGGCAUCUAUUUUUAUUUUCCAAUGCGGUAAUAUCUCUGAUCCAAAAAAGGAAAAAAACUGCACUUCUGUUCAAAAUUAAUGACUUCAAUAGGUGA